Hydra vulgaris (swiftwater hydra) is the source of this 1092-nucleotide messenger RNA. RefSeq names its product zinc finger MYM-type protein 1-like. NCBI's taxonomy places the organism in Eukaryota, Metazoa, Cnidaria, Hydrozoa, Anthoathecata, Hydridae. The record is from RefSeq and is a predicted model, not a curated record.
AUGGCUUUUCGAGGGAGUUCGAAUAAACUUUUUACGCCUCAAAACGGCAAAUUCUUAGGACUAAUACAGAUGCUUGCAAAAUUUGAUCCUGUGAUGCAAAAGCAUUUAGCACUUGCAAUAAAAGGUUACACUUCAGACCAUUAUUGCGGGAAAAAUAUUCAAAAUGAGUUAAUAGAUUUAAUGUCUCAAAAGGUUAAUGAUGAAAUAAUAAACCGAGUCUUGAAAGCCGUUUACUAUUCAAUCAUUGCUGAUUGUACACCUGAUAUUUCUAGAAAAGAACAACUUUCUCUUACUAUUCGAAUUGUUGACUUUUCAUUAGACCUUAGAGUGAAAAUUAAAGAGUACUUUUUAGGAUUUUUUUCUGUUUCUGAUUCUACAGGCUUAGGACUUACUGAGGUUUUAAUCGAGUUGCUAACUAAGCAUGGACUUGAAAUCUCUAACUGCAGAGGUCAAGGAUAUGAUAAUGGAUCAAAUAUGAAAGGAAAGAUUAAUGGUGUACAAAAAAGGAUUUUAAAUCUUAAUCCUUUAGCAUUAUAUGUUCCUUGCGGCAACCCUAGCUUAAAUUUGGUAAUAAGUGACUCUGCACGAUCUUCAGUAAAAUCUAUAGCUUUUUUCGGUAUUCUUCAGGGAUUGUUUAUUCUAUUCUCAGCUUCAGUGAGCCGAUGGAAAAUUUUAAUUGAUCAUGUUAAAAUUUUGCAUUUAAAGAAACUCUGUGACACGCGGUGGGAAGCAAAAAUAAGUAGUGUUAAAGCCGUUCGUUAUCAAGUUGGUGAUGUACAUGACGCUUUGAUAGCAUUGUCAGAAAUUGAAGGAUGUAAUCCUGAAACUGCACAUGAAGCGAUAACUCUAGGAGAGCAAUUAAAAGAUUUUAGCUUUCUUGUCUCUUUAAUUGUCUGGUAUGAUGUUCUUUUUCAAGUCAAUAUUGUUAGUAAAACUCUUCAAGAAAAAGACAUGGACAUCACUCAAUGUGCAAAGUUAUUGAAAAGCUUUUGUUCAUUUCUAGAAAACUAUAGAAAAUGUGGUUUUAAAGGUGCAAUUAUUUGCAUCUUUAAAACCACAUAUAAAAAAAGCCAAAUCCUUUGCUUUUAUUAA